This is a messenger RNA of Lentinula edodes (shiitake mushroom), 567 nucleotides long. RefSeq lists its product as uncharacterized. Bases 1 to 567 code for a protein of 188 amino acids. The transcript has 2 exons. NCBI's taxonomy places the organism in Eukaryota, Fungi, Basidiomycota, Agaricomycetes, Agaricales, Omphalotaceae. The record is from RefSeq and is a predicted model, not a curated record.
AUGUCAACGCUCAGUCAAGAAAAUAUUCUCCAAUACCUCAGGCCUCAUCGAAGAGAGCAGUUCCAAACAUGGGACUCAGAACGAAGAAAUCUGUUAAUCGACAGAUUGCAGGCCUGUAUACCUUUCCUCAAGCACUUUCCAGUUGCUGCUGAUGCACUUCCGUCACACCUCUUACGCAUUGACAGCGGAAUCCUUCUCCACUUCGGUUGGAUAAUAGACAAAAACGAACUUUGCGAACUGGCAAUAAAGUCCUUCCCUGAGGCUGUUCAUCGUGACAACAAUCUUGCGCCGAUUCCUGGAGUAACAACUUUUUUUGUGAUCGGCCCCAUUGCAGAGGCCUGCAAAUUACCCGGCCUUUCCAUUCAAAGAUGCCGUAUUGGCCCUCAUGAAUCCGAUGUUAAUCAUCUUGUACUUUCUUUGGCGAGCAACUCGAAUUUUGAGCGACGAAUGGAAGAGUUAUCAAAGGAAGGGAUCGAUAAAUUGAAGGAGAUGGUCAGAUUACAAGGACCUCCGAGGUGGUUUGUUCAUCACGACGUGUAUAUCUGGCUAUCUUUCGAUCCUGUAUAG